AUGCUCAGUGCAGUAUUGAUAUAUACUCCUCGUGGGGAGCUUGUAGUUUCAAAGUUUUAUAAAGGAUCAAUAAAGAGAUCAAUUGCAGAUAUAUUUAGGAUCCAAAUAAUCAAUAGUCUCGAUGUGAGAUCACCGAUUCUUACUUUGGGUUCCACUACAUUUCAUUAUAUUCGUUCAACUAAUAAUAUGUGGUUAGUGACAGUGAACAGAAAUAAUACCAAUUCGGCAAGAAUAUGGGAAUUCUUAUACAGUUUGAACUCUAUUCUGACGAUGUAUGCUAUUGAUAAUAGUGAAUCCCUAAAGGAACAGUUCAUGAUUGCCUAUGAGGCACUAGGGAUCAUGCUAUUGGAGACUGGUAUUAUAGUAGAAACAGAAUUGACGUCAGUUGUGAAACAGAUGUCCCAGAAACCAGUUAGACCUGAAUUAAUUACAGAAGGGAGUAUUUCAUCGCAUAAAAAUAAUAACAGUCACAAUAAUCAUAAUAAUGCAUCUAAAGUUUUCCCAAAUUUUUUGAAACCUAAUGCUGUAAAUAAUGUUACAAGAACGCUAUCAACUAGUGUUUCUUCAAAGAAGAUGAACAAGAAUGAAGUGGUCCUAUAUGUUAAUGAAAGAAUUAAUAUCUUAGUCGCGAAAGAUGGUUCUAUAUUAAAAUCUUACGUCGAUGGUUCUAUUGAUUUAAUGAGUCAUCUACAGGGACAACAAAUAUGCCAGUUUGGAAUAAACGAUUCAAUGGCUGGGAGGGCAAUGCCUCGUGGCGCUGAAACUGCGCAAUCUGUACCGACAUCGGCUGCAACUAGUGUAGAACUAGAGAAUUGCAAAUUUCACCAAUGCGUCGAUCUCGAUAAAUUCGAACAGGAACAUAUAGUAAGGUUUACACCACCGGAGGGCUCUUUAGAGUUGAUGAAAUAUCAUGUGUCUAAGAAUCUCAAUCUACCAUUCAAGAUCACUCCUACUGUUACUGUUAUGACUUCCCCAAGAGAUGGUACAAACUCUUGUGGUGUCGAUUUUAGAAUCAAUCUCAAAUCGUUAUUUCCUUCAAAGCUAUCGGCUACAGAUGUUCAGUUGAAGGUGCCUGUACCACUAGGGACUAUAGAUUGUCAAAUUAAUGUUACCAAUGGUUCUUGUAAAUUUGUCCCAGAAGAGAACGUCAUGUUAUGGAAGUUUAAUAAAUUCCAAGGUCUAACAGAAAAUAUGCUGAGCGCAUUCACUGUAUGCUCAAAGGACACUACAGAACUCUCAUUACAACAGUGGUCCAGACCACCGAUCUCACUCGAAUUUGAAUUGUUAAUGUUUAGCAAUUCUGGCCUUGUAAUUCAUUUCUUCAAUGUUCUUCCAUCAAGAGAUCCGACUGCAUCAAUUCGUACAAUCAAAUGGAUUAAAUACAUCUCGAAAUCGGGAGCAUAUGAGGUCAGAUAUUGA
Molecule: messenger RNA, 1419 nt
Organism: Maudiozyma barnettii
Lineage: Eukaryota; Fungi; Ascomycota; Saccharomycetes; Saccharomycetales; Saccharomycetaceae
Gene: APM4
Product: Apm4p
Exons: 1
Coding region: 1-1419 (472 amino acids)
Biological process (GO): clathrin-dependent endocytosis; intracellular protein transport
Cellular component (GO): cytoplasmic vesicle; AP-2 adaptor complex
Molecular function (GO): clathrin-cargo adaptor activity
Source: RefSeq, a predicted model, not a curated record